Messenger RNA from Trifolium pratense (red clover), 247 nucleotides. RefSeq names its product defensin Ec-AMP-D1-like. The coding region runs from base 1 to 240 and encodes 79 amino acids. The record is from RefSeq and is a predicted model, not a curated record. Gene Ontology annotation, biological process: defense response. NCBI's taxonomy places the organism in Eukaryota, Viridiplantae, Streptophyta, Magnoliopsida, Fabales, Fabaceae. The transcript is spliced from 2 exons.
AUGGCUCGUUCAGUCCAUUUGGUUUCCACUAUCUUUGUCUUUCUUCUUCUUCUUCUUGUGGCCAUCGAGAUGGGGCCAAUUAUGGUGGCAGAGGCAAGGAUAUGUGAGUCACCAAGUCAUGCCUUCAAAGGAGUAUGCAUGAGUGACACAAAUUGUGCUAGUGUGUGCCUAACUGAGGGUUUCUCUGGAGGACACUGUGUAGGCCUCCGUCGUAGGUGUUUUUGCACUAAACCUUGUUAAAAGUUAU